AUGGAUAGCAUAAAAUAUGCCAAAGAAAAAGCACUUACAUGUUUUGAUAGAACAUAUUACAGAAAUGUUAAACAAAAAUUAGUCCCAGAGUCAAAACAGAUUGAUUUUGUGUUAAUUCAUCCAAAUUUAAAAGAAAUAACUUAUCCAUCGAGUGAUAAUGAACAGAAAAAAAAUCAAGCUCGAGAUAGGCUUAGAAAUAUUUUUGAAAAUAAGUUGAGAAGGGACGACUUUAUUGUUCAGGAAACUGUGUGUAAGGACACAAUUUAUAAGAAGCUUCACUGUUCCUUUAAAAGACUUUGCAUUGAAGCCGACCUUACAAAUCUACAAAUGCCAUUAGAUGGGAAAUACUAUCCAGAUGAACGUCAUACCAACAUUUGCUCCAAGUUCAUUUACAGUACAUUUGAUACAGACAAAGCUGUUAAUCCCAAAUCUGCCAGAUUUAAGGUGAAGAGAACACAUCUUUUUGAAAACCAUAAUGACCCUUAUAAGUUCUUCAGACCAGCUAUCAGGACUUUACUGGUUAAUAAUAUUCUCAUGAAUAUCAACCUCAUUGAUUAUGUGAAUAUAAACAUGAUGGAAGACAUGAUAAAAGACAUUAAGUUACUUGAUGAUGAUGUUGAUGAGACGGAUUUGAAGAAAACAGGAUUUGGUACAACAUUAACUGAAGCAAUAGACAAAAAACUCCAGAUAAUAAAUUUCCCUUACAUGAAGAAACUUGGUGUGUACUCAGAUAAUUUGAUUUUACAUGAGACCUCUGACGACAGCAAUCCUUAUGAAGAACGGCCUGAUAGUAUUACAAUUGAAGAAACUAGAGAUGGUCUGGAAAAAAAGGUGGACGAUCCACGAAAAGAGCUAAAUGAUGAAUGGACAAUAUUUUAUAAGUUUCAGCCAUUAACAAAAAUUCGAAAUUAUUUCGGAGAGAAAAUAGCGUUUUAUUUUACAUGGUCUGGUUUGCUGAUGACAUCAUUGUGGGUGCCAAUGAUAGUAGGUUUGAUCAUCUUUAUAUAUGGCAUAGUUAACAGCUUUACCAACAAUGAAACAUCAAAGGUAACAAAAACCUUAGCUGUUUUCAGCGAGGCAAGUGACAAUGACGCCACUCCAUUCUAUGCUUUACUCAUCUGUGUCUGGGGAACAUUAUUUCUCAAAUUAUGGAAAAGAAAAACAGCUACAUUGGCCUAUAAGUGGGCUGUAGAUGAAUUUGCAAUGACAGAACCAAACAGACCACAGUUUUAUGGAACACGAAUAAGACAGCAUCCGGUGACAGAUCAAGAAGAUUGGUACUAUCCAACAAGAAAACAGCUAAGAAAGUUUAUGUUGUCUGGGCUGACAAUAGUAUUCAUGUUAUGUAUUGUGUUGGCAAGUGUGAUUGGUGUCAUUGUUUACAGAGUGUUUGCUAGUGUUGACUAUUGUCCUCACAUGCCUCCUGAAGCCUGUGUGAUGGUUACGACAGUUGUUUCUUCUUUGCUGAAUACAAUAUCAAUUUUGAUACUAAGCAAGAUUUAUGACUGGAUUGCGAGAAGACUGACAGACUGGGAGAAUCACAGAACACAGACAUCUUUUGAUGAUGCCUUGAUUGUGAAGUUGUUCGCCUUUGAGUUUGCUAACAACUAUUCAUCCUGUUUUUAUAUAGCCUUUGUCAGAGGAAGAUUGGGAGAGGAAGGUAUCUUUGGUUUAGGAGAAAAAUACAUAGAUCAUUGCAAUCCUUAUGGAAACUGUAUGCCAGAACUUUCCUUUCAGAUUCUUUUUCUUAUAAGUUGCAAACCGUUGCCAAAAUUCUUCAAUGAUAUCGUUUUGCUGUGGUUUAAACGUUGUAUAAGCAAAAAAGUGCAAGAAAAAUUGCCUUAUGUCCAGACAGAGGCUCUUAAACCUUCACUUGGUGAUUUCACGAUGGAAGAACACACAGAGAAAAUUAUACAAUAUGGAUUUCUUAUGUUGUUUGCAGCCUCACUUCCGAUAGCACCACUAAUUGCUCUAAUCACAGUUCUUAUUGACAUCAGGUUAGAUGCAAAAAGGAUGCUUUGGUGGUACAGAAGACCUUUAGCAACGAUAGCACAAGAUAUAGGAAUAUGGUAUAUAAUUCUUCAGUUUGUAAACAUUUGUGGAGUGAUAUCUAAUGGUUUCCUUAUUGGGUUUACUUCAUCAUGGGGACAAUCCUAUGGUGUUUAUACAAGACUUUGGAUAGUUGUAGGAUUUGAGCAUAUAGUUUUUGCGCUGAAACUAAUUAUUGACUACCUCAUACCAGAUGUCCCAUCUGUUGUUCGAUUAAUGGCAACAAAGCAUAUGCAUGACAUGUCGAUUACACUUAUGAAAGACAGAGGAAAAUUGGAGAAUACAAACAAUGAAGAUUUUACAAGUGGUACAAAAUACUAUCAAUCAAAAGACAAUCCAUCUUUGAAGAUAUCAGCAAUUAACAGAAAGGAAGAGACCGAAAUGAAAAUUGUUGACGAAAAACGAGAUCUCAGAUUGUCGUCGACACAGAAGAGAACAUACAAAGCAUAUAAAGAAAAUAGAUAUCAGAGAGUAGAUACCAGUUCUACACACACAUCAAAGAAAAGGAAUAAGAAAAAGAAACAUCAACAUCCACAGCAAGAUAGAGUGGAUGAUAACAUUGAACAUCUAUCCCUUGUUCAAAAACUCUACCACCAAUCUGAUGCCCGAGACUACACCACUAGAGUUAAAGAUAGGCGAAUAUCUUUUAAAGUGAAAGGCCCGAGGAACUAUAUCAAUGCUGAAAGACCAAUAAUUACAACAAUAAAAAAACUUGGAGAUAGCAGACAUGGAUCAUCAAAUGCAGAUGAUUCCAAGGCUUAA
Molecule: messenger RNA, 2811 nt
Organism: Mytilus trossulus (common blue mussel)
Lineage: Eukaryota; Metazoa; Mollusca; Bivalvia; Mytilida; Mytilidae
Product: anoctamin-7-like
Exons: 21
Coding region: 1-2811 (936 amino acids)
Biological process (GO): chloride transmembrane transport
Cellular component (GO): plasma membrane
Molecular function (GO): chloride channel activity; protein dimerization activity
Source: RefSeq, a predicted model, not a curated record